Messenger RNA from Acanthamoeba castellanii str. Neff, 1029 nucleotides. Its product is annotated as TBC domain containing protein. The transcript has 6 exons. Bases 1 to 1029 code for a protein of 342 amino acids. NCBI's taxonomy places the organism in Eukaryota, Discosea, Longamoebia, Acanthamoebidae. The record is from RefSeq and is a predicted model, not a curated record.
AUGGAAGACGAUGUGAACAGCAUCUUCGAUCGGCCGGUGCGCGAUCUGCUCUACCAGAAGGUGCAGCGACUCGAGCGCGAAGAAGGGCACCAGAUGGGUGGCGCCGCCACUUGUCCUCGAAACGACUCAAACUUCUCCUACGGCCGACGAGUACCUCGUCAUGUGAAGGAGCAAGAGUGGAACCUAUCGAGCUUAAUCCAGGCGCAGGAGGAGCAGCGCUCGCUGGAAUGCUACGAAAUCAACAUUGAUCCCAUCGUGCGGCACAAACUAGCCAAGCUGUUGCUGCUCAAUGGUGUGCUGCUGGACCGAAAUCCAGGCGUGUACAAGCAGCUGCUGAACUACCCUCGGGCCGAGGUGGAGCUGCGAGGCGAUAUCGCCAAAGACGUGGACAGGACCUUCAUCGAGUACCGACUGUUCUCCAACGGGAACAAGGGGCAGGGCAUGCUGUACCGGGUGCUUGCGGCAUAUGCCGUUUACAACCCGGAGAUCGGCUACUGCCAGGGCAUGAACGUUCUCGCCAGCGUGCUCCUUCUGGCCCGCUUCUCCGAGGAGGAGACCUUCUGGGCGCUCACGCGACUCAUGAAGGAGUACUCGAUCGAGCAGAUGUUCCUCCCCGGCCUCCCCGGCGUGCGUCGGUCUAUCGAGAAGUUCAACGAGCUCUUUGAGUUCCUCCUGCCCAAGCUGGCCAAGCACUUUGCCAAGGAGGGCAUCGAGAGCACCAUGUACCUCUCCAAGUGGUUCAUGACCCUCUACGGAUCGGUGCUGCCGCUCGAGUUGGUGUUCAAGGUGUGGGAAGAGUUCCUCGCCACCGGCAGCUGGUCCGUGCUGUGGGCCGUCGGCCUUUCGCUCCUCCACUUGUUUGAAGAUGAGCUGCUCAAGCGACCCUUCGAGGGCAUCCUGCUCUUCAUCCAGUCGCUGCCUCUCGAGAAGCUCGACGAAGGCGCCGUCCUCGACCAGACCGCGGCCUUCCGCAAGCAGAUCCGCGAGGCCAAGUGGGCGCAGGAGUCCCUCUUUGCCCUCCUCGCCUGA